AUAUAAGUCAACAAGUAAGAAAUGAUAGUGAUUCAUUGUAUGAUCUUCUUUUAGAAAAUUAUGAGUGGCAAUGUUUAGAAGAAUUGAUUAUACUUCUCCAACCAUUUGCACAAUCAAUUACAUUUAUGGGAGGCAGCCAUUAUCCUACUUUAGGUAUGAUGUAUCCAAUGAUUCAAAAGCUUUUCAAAUAUCUUAAUACUGUUAAGCUUGCUACAUUCGAAGUUCAAGAAGUUUGUAAAGAGAUUAAACAGUCAAUGUCAAAUCAUUGGGAUGAGCCAAAAGAAGCAGGAUUAAUUGUAUCUUACCUAGAUUCUCGAUUUAAAAAUUUACAUUUUUUAAACUCUGAAGAAAAAAUGGAGACAAUUAACUUACUUUGUAUACAAAUUAUUAAAUCAUCUGAUUCUUACAGUUGCACCAACACUAGUUCUUAUAUUAAAAACACACAAGAACAUAUAAUGA
Dentiscutata erythropus is the source of this 459-nucleotide messenger RNA. The record is from the annotation of a GenBank genome assembly. NCBI's taxonomy places the organism in Eukaryota, Fungi, Glomeromycota, Glomeromycetes, Diversisporales, Gigasporaceae.